AUGCUUGACAAAACCAUGGCACUAUCGAAGGGAAGUGACGACGCUCAUGCGACGAUGGUGCAGGUAACACAGAUCAACAACGAGCACAUCUAUCAAGAGCUACCUGUGAAUCAUAUACGAGUCAUAGAUCUCUUUCCCGGUUCGCAGUGGGAUCUGAUUGAGGUACAACUCCAUGUUGUCGCGAUCGAUGAUCCUGGUCCUUACCAAGCUCUGUCAUAUCAGGCACAGGAGGUGCUCAUAUGGAUUGGCGAGGAAAAUAAGGAUGUUGACACCAAGAGGGCCUUUGAAGUGGCAGAAGCAAGGCAUGACUAUGGUCAACAGCUAAGAAUAUUGGACUCACCGAGGGGCCGUUGUGCCAUUUUGAUGACUAUUCCAGAUCGAGAUAUGUUCGACCUGGUCACCGAGGUACAACAGCGGUUUCCACCGGAUCUGCCAGAUGGUAUCGAUCCGAUGCAGCUACAGGUCCUGGACCACCUGCUCGCGAAGUCACACGCAGGUUUUCCCGAAGUUGAUCUGCUGCUGUACAUCGGUCACAGGGAUAUCGACAACGUUGCUUGCUCGGGAGUUCAUUUACCAAUCGCCGUCUUGACCCCGGAAUGGGAUCUUGAACAUGUUAAGCAUGUUUCAGAAUGGACCUUUUCAAGCUUCGACAAUUUCCUUAGAGAAGCAACGAAGCCAUCGGAAAUGCGACUAUCGGACAAUGGCGCAGCGCAGGUGCUGCAAGCCCUGAACUAUUUGACUAAGCGGCAGUACUUCAGGCAAGCUUGGAUCGUCCAGGAGGUAAUUCUCGCGCCCAAGUCUAUCAUGGUGUGCGGAAGACACGAAGUCAGCUUUGUUAAAUUUUACGUGGUGUAUGGAAUCGACCCAACGACAAGAAUUUAUGUGAAAAACUUUAUGCUCGACGACUUCAAAUUCUUCGAGGCAGAGGAGAAUGUGCGAACUUUGGCGAAAUGGUGGCCUUUCCUUCACAAUAGCAAUUUACUAGGUGAAGAGUUUAUGGCUGGGCACAGUGCCUUCAAUCAAUUAGGAUACCUUAACAAAAGAGGGCGCCAAGGAGAUCUUGGGGAAAUAUGUCUCGGAUCUUUACUUCUUGACUUCGGAGAACAGAGAUCCACUGAUCCUCGUGACAAGGUCUUCAGCCUUGUAGGGAUCAUAAAAAGGUUCUCCACCCUCCCAAGAGAGGUCGAAUGGGCUGAAGAGUGUGUGGAUUAUGGCCUUGAAACACGAGAAGUCUUUUGGAGAGCUGCAAAACAUCUCGUGGAAACAUUUUCUCUACGGCAAGUCAAUGAGCCUAAGCCGUCGAGAUACCAUAUUCUGCAUUUCUUCCGAGAAUCCUCAUUCAAUCCAGGAGACGACAACAUGGACGUCAAUCUUCCCACAUGGGUACCAAAUUGGUCAUCCAUCUCUCGCCAAGGAUGGCUGGUCAACAAUCGGAGAAUCUAUGAGAUUGACAGCCUGAUCCCGUACAGGGCUCGAGUACAAGAAGACUCCCUCUUUAUUACUGCCUCCAUUGUGGACAAAGUCUCCUUUUGUUCGAAUGUACUUGAGUGUGACCAGGAGAUGUACGGACAAGCAACCCUAUGCGACAAAUUAGUAGGGAAGGAAGGAAGCACCCGCAGUCCUUAUGGCGGGGUCAAUGCGCAAUUCGAAGCCUUUUGGAGAACAGUGAUCGCGGAUGAUCCAAUCGGGAGCAAAUCACAGACUGACUUUACUUACCACUUUCAAGAGUUUGAUGCAGUGAACAGAUGGGUUUCUCACUGCUGUGACAUGUAUUCCCAGGUUUCCCGCAUGUGGUUGGAAGACCUUGACAAGCGCCCUUUAUUUGGUCCGUUGCUUGACGAUCUUCGAAAGCAGAAGGCACAGAAAGGUAACUUGAAUACUUCGCCUUGA
Aspergillus thermomutatus is the source of this 1890-nucleotide messenger RNA. RefSeq lists its product as uncharacterized. The transcript has 2 exons. The record is from RefSeq and is a predicted model, not a curated record. NCBI's taxonomy places the organism in Eukaryota, Fungi, Ascomycota, Eurotiomycetes, Eurotiales, Aspergillaceae. The coding region runs from base 1 to 1890 and encodes 629 amino acids.